AAUUGAUAAUAUGAGGGAAGUUUUAUCGCAUUAAGAUUUUCAGGCUAAGUCAAUAAAAAACCAAACAUGGAUGAUCGAAAGCUACCCGUGGUUCACACAUGCUGCCCUGGAGAAGAAGAACCAAAAAGCCAGCGACACAGUAGGAAAUGGCAAAGCCAUGAAGUGGGUUGACGUCGAAAACAGAGUCUCAUGCUAUCACGCAGACUCGCAUGAAGAAACGGAUGAUCACGAGUUCUUCACGCUGAAGCGGCAAUGGGGAAAACACAGCUUACCGGGUACUUUCUUAGUCCAACCGACAGCAGAGGAAGCAGGCGCGAAGGUACUGCAAGAAAAGGCCAGAAGAAUUUCUUGGGCGCCCCAAUCGCCGAAUAAUUCGGGCGACUCGGGAAUGAUAUUUGAUUAUGCGCAGCGAAACCAACAGUACCGCAGUAGCUAUGCGGAAUGUGGAUCGGACCGCGGUGACCACAAACGCUCAUCAAUUGUGCAACAAGGUCUAGUCAAUGCACCAGAAAGUAUGUUUAGUGCACUUGUCAAGCCACCUCCUUUGAAGGUAGUUGAACCAAGCAAGCCGAAGAUAAGAAGCCAUCGCAAAUUGAAGGCAAGAACCAGUGCAAUUAGACGAAUUUUCUCAUUGAAGAAAAGAAGAAGAAACGCCAAGUAUGAAUGCAAUACGAUGUCCAGUGAAGCUGUAAUAGCGUCUAGUACCAUGACUACAACAGCAACCAAUUCGGAGUCAGAGACAAUGAGGGGGGAACAAGUUGACCGAGGGGUAGUGGGAUCCGAGCACAGUAUGCAGGGAUACACAUUCUCACUUGAGAGUUUUCCCAAUUUGGCAGCGAAGGAUACCCGUAAAUCUUCAGGAACUGUGUCUGACUCUGAUGAACUGCAACUGUCGAGCCCGAGUUCCUCUGGAACAACGUCCAAGAAUAAAACCAAAGGGAAGUCCAAACCAAAGUCCAAAAAGUCUUCUUCAAAAAGUCUUUCGGAUGACGAAGAGGGGUCGACAGAGUAUACAUAUGCAACUGAAUCGGACACCGGAGAUACUGAAGCUAGUAUUAAAAAAGCGUCGGCUGCCUCAGAUAGAUUAUUAGCCGAACAGGAAGCGAAAGAUAAACCAUCUAACGACAAAUCAAGUCCUACCUAUGACGAACCUGGAAGUUAUGACUCGCGAAGUGCGUUUCAGCCCGAACCGGAGGAUAAAAGAGCUACGAAUCCAUACGUGAAUUCAUGGCUGUCGAAAAAGGAAAAAGAUAAAAAGCUGACAAAGCAGGAGAAAAAAGAACUGAAGCAGAAGGAAAAAGAAAGAAAGAAGCAAGAAAAACUAGCCAAAAAAGAAGCGAAGAGCUCGAAAAAGAACUCGAAAUAUCUGAAGGCGAACUCAUCUUCACAAGCGAGAUCCUCCUCAUUGGCAGAAUCAAGGGCAGCUAAGAAAAAUGAGAAAUCGAAAACGUCUCAGGGAAAGUAUACAUUGGGAAAGAAUUCAGGUACGCUAUGGAGCUCCUCCAAGGAUUCGAGUUCAAAGAAUAAAAGUGCCACUAACGAAGCUACAACUCGAAGUCAGAGUAAAGAAGAAAGUAGUACACCGGUGUCUGAAAGCGACGAUAAAGUAGUAUCUAAGGAAGGUCAAACUAGGACAACAAAAGAUCAAAGCAAAAGCGCCGCCACGGCUUCGAAAACUGAAAAGAAAGACACUACAGCAACCGGUGCUAAAACACCAGAGAAUAUAGAGGAAGGAUCGAAGUCGAAAGAAGGUUCAAAAGACGAGGAAGAAAGCGACUAUACUUAUGUGACCGAGUCCUAUACUGGUUCAGACGAUGACUCAAAGCAGAAAAGUAAAUCGGAGAACGAAGAUGCAAAAAGCAAAUCGGAAAACGAAGAUGCAAAAAGCAAGUCGGAAAACGAAGAUGCAAAAAGCAAGUCGGAAAACGAAGAUGCAAAAAGCAAGUCGGAAAACGAAGAUGCAAAAAGCAAGUCGGAAAACGAAGAUGCAAAAAGCAAGUCGGAAGACGACGAGAAGAAACAAUCGUCCAAAAAUGAAAAUGAUAGCGCCUCCAAAUCUGCAGACGUGGACGAGCAAGACAGUAAUAAACCUAGUGCUAGUGUAACUGCAAGCAAAACUGAGAAUGCAGGAGGCGCGAAAAAUGGCGACGAAGAUGACGAUACUUACACAUACACAGAAAUCAGCGGAGACGAACUUGUUACAGCAACUGCUUCGAAAGAUAAAAGCACGAAAGAUGGAAAAAGCGAGGAAGUUUCGAAAGCCAGCAAAGACAAAGAAAGUAAAGACCAAGAAAGUCAAGAUGUUUCCAAGAACAGCAAGAAUAAGGAAAAGAGCAAAUCUGAUGCUGGAUCGAACGAAGUAUCGAAAUCCAAAGGCGGCAGUGAAGAUGACGGCACGUACUAUUAUACCUAUGGAAGCUUCAAAGGGUCACAAGAUGAAGAUAACAGCAAAGAGACCGGGUCAAAAACUAAUGAAAGGUCAGGCCAGGAAUCAGAAUCUAAGUUAGCGGAGAGGUCUGGACAAGAAUCAAAGGAUGAUUCUAACUUAAAAUCAAAUGAAAGAACAACGAAAGAGUCAAGAGGUGAAAAGAAUACGGAGAAUACGCCGAAUAGAACUGAUGGUAAAAGAGCAAGAGUGACAAAGCGUCCGGGCUCAAAGAGUUCAUCAGAAAGAACUUCUGGAACAAAGUCUCAAUCACGCAGUGCAGACACAUCAAAGAGUGGUUCUAAAAGUGCGGGAAGGUCGGCAAGUAAGGAUGCUUCGAAGAACAAGAGCAAAGAUCAAAGUGGGAAUGAAGGCAAGAGUGGAGGUGGAAGCAAAAGCGAUGCGAAAAGUGGACAAAAAUCCAAAGGGGAUGAUGACGAUGAUGAAGAGGAGUAUUAUUAUGCUUCUGAGACGUAUUCGGAACAAGGAUCUGUGAGUAAAACCGCUGAUUCAAAAAGUAAAGACAAAAAGACUUCCGAAAGCAAAGGAUCAAAAGCUAAAGAUGGUUCCAAAAAUGGAUCCCUGAGCAAAUCUGGACGAAGUGCUGACGAGGAGCGAAAUGAUAAGAGUGCGGGCGGAAAAGAAAAAUCUGUCGAUAAAAGAGUUACUAAUGAGAAGUCGAAGACUGCGACGAAUUCUAAGGCAUUAGUUAAGGAUAGUAAUGACGAUGAAUCUGAGUAUACGUACGAGACAGAAAUAACGCAUAGCGGGGAUGAAACGUAUAAGAAACCGAGCAAAGGAACAGGUAGUUUUACCAAGAGCGGCAAUACUGCUAGUUCAGCCUCAAAGAAUAAAGUUUCCAACUCGAAUCAAUACCAAAAAUAUAGCCAACUGCAGUCUGAGUCUUAUGACGAUGAUCUAAUGAGAACAAUGUCAGGAGCAUCCGGAGCGACUUCCAAAGACACAGCUUCUAAAAGCAAUGAUGAUCGCAAGAGAUCGAAAUCAGAUCAGAAGCGAUCGGCUCAGAAAAGCCGAACAAGUAGAGAAAGUAAGGAAAGAGGGUCUCGCGAGAAAGGUUCGUUGGAAAAGUCGAAAACCUCGAGAAAAUCCAAAAGUUCUCGUGAAUCUGCUAAGUCAGGAGAUUCGAAAAGUUCCAGGGGAUCAAAAACUGGCCGAAGCGGUAGUAGGAAGAAACCAGGAUCUGAGAGGGAACUGAAAAAUCAGGGUGGCUCUAGGGAUUCGCAAGAUGUCGAAGGCAAGGGAACCAGAACGUAUAAUACUGAAACUAAGUCUGGGUUUGAUGACGGUGGGAACCCACCUCCAGUGACUCCUCCACCGCCUCCCGAUAACCUGCCAGAUGGCGAUACUUAUUACGAAACAAAUGGGAAGAAUUAUAAAUCGGGAGGAACUAACGAUGUUCCGGACUUCAGAUCCGAGUUCAUGGGAAGUGACGGAAAUACGGAUCUAGACAAACACGACACUAGUAAGUUCAAGAGAUCAAUGCAAUCAAACACUGCGCCUGGUAACAAUCAAGAUGGAAACGAAGGUGGUUCUAAAAAAAGAGGUCAAGAACCUAAUGCUGGUCGAAUUGCAGAGGAAGAAGAAAAUGCAAACUCCAAGGGACCAAAAGAUGGCAAAGAAAAGGGUCAGUUUUCAGAAGGGUCAAUAAAAGCUAUCGGUCAAAUUGCAAAUAAAUACGAGAAGAAACCAUUGCCAGAACAACAAGCUGAAACUGCAACAAGUUCAGUGACGAAAGAUAAAAGCUCGGAAACUAAAGGAAGAACGAAACCACCUUCUAGUUACCAGAAGUCUAAAAGUACUCCAAGUUGGGAUAAGGACAAAGGGGGAGAUUGGGAUGAAGGUAGGCCCAAAAAUGAAGAUCAAAAUGCGCAGCAGGGUCCAAAUGAAGUCAACAAUAAGGAGCAGCAAAAUCAAGAGGAACAACAGGUUGAAAAACAAGACGGAGAACAAAAACAUCCGAAUCAAGAAAAUAUGCAACCGGAAGAUCCGACUCAAGCAAAUGACAAACAGCAGGAUCUGAACCAAAACGGAGAGAAAGGGCCGAAUCAAGAGAAUAAACAGAAUGAAAUGGGGGAAGAGGGUGUCAAACGAUCAGGCCAAGGGGAUCCAAAUCAAGCCGGGCAGCAAGGUCCAAAUCAAGCUGGACAGCAGAACCCUGAUCGAGCUGGACUUCCGGAUCCAAAUCAGGCAGAGGUGCCAGACCCUAACCAGUUGGGAAAUGAUGCAAACAAAGAAGGCCAGCAGUCAAAAGACCAAAAUGCGCAACCUGAACGUCUACAGCAAAACGCAGGCGAACAGCAACGGUUAUCUGCCACUAGCUCUAAAGAUAUAGUCCAGUCAAACAACCCUACAAGCCAAAAACAGUCAAAGUCGCAAUUGAGAGGAAGUGCUGCUCCUUCAAAAUCAGAUUCUCCCGCAGGUCCCGACCCUGGAAAAAGAACCAGUACUGGAAUAGACGAGGACAAGCCAACCGAAGAUUUGGAGGAGGGUGGAGAAUCGAAUAGUGCUUCAAUGGACAAUCAGACAUCAGUCGGAAGAAGUGUGACUGGGUCGUCUUAUGACAAAGGAUCUAAGAGAACUCCUUCGUGGGAUAAAGAUAGCGAUGAUGAUGGUCAGAAGAGGGAGCAAGAACCAGCCAAAGGAGAAACUGAUCCGGAUUUGAAUGAUUGGAAAGCGUCAGAGUCAGACAAGAAGGAAGAAGAUAACCCGGAGGAAGAUGCAACGUAUCAAGAUAAUGUGAACCCUGAAGAUAUUUCGAAGUCAAUGGAAGGAGAAAGAACAGACGAAGAGGGCGAGCGGACUGAUGAUGAAAGAGAAAUGGAUGGUCAAGAGGGCGAUAGAAACGGGAGCGAUUUAAGAGGAAGUGGACAGAGGUCUCUGUCGAAGUCGACGUCGUUGGAUGAAGGAGACUCGACUGGCGGAGAGGAGGAAGAAGCCCGGCAAAGUCGGAAGAAAACGGCAGGAUCAAAAUCAAAGAAAAGUGCAAAUCAGUUACGACCAGAAGAUGCACAAUCGAAAGUUAGAUUCAGUGAUAGCGAAGAGUCGCAAGGCAGGGAUUCCAAGAUGUCAAAGAAGAAGUCGAAGACUGCUGGUAAGACGUCCCAAAAGACGUCAAAGAGCGGAGCAAAGUCGAUCACACCAGGUGAACGCUCUAGAAGUGGGACUCCGAAAAAGAGCGCACUUGCUAAGAAAGAGUCAAAAGCGAGUAAAUUAAAAUCGAAAGCAAGCAAAACUGGACCAAUGGCAGCCAAGAAAAGUAAACUGACAAACAAGAAAUCGAAGCUGACGGCGAUGAAAUCUCAGGUGACAUCACAAGGUAAGGCCAAAACACCGCCUCCAACGCCUCCGCCCAGGUGUCCGUUUGAUGACGAGGAAAGAAUUGAAGGACAUUCGGUUGCAACUUCGAACGCCGUACCGUUUCUUCCGGUGCAAAUGAUGUAUCGCGUGCAUGAAGAUGACAGCCAGUCUAGAAGCAAUUAUACAUUGGAAAGUCUUGGAAUCAACGAAACAAGAGCACCCACAGAUCAAGAUAGAUUCCAUCAUGUGAAGCAUCCGGUGUUUGGAUACCCAAAGAAGCCGUUGACGCCUCCGCCGCCGUCUCCAGUCAAGCAAAAGGGAGACGACUUAUGCGCAAAAUGUGGUAAUGAGAUUAAUGACCCUAAGAAUAAUAAACUGCAUCCAAUGAACCCGCGAAGUCCAGAGAAAGGAAAAAAGAAAGAUGGUAGCCCAAUACGCAAGCCCAGAAGUCCAGCUGGCCGAGGUCGGAAAGGAAAUAAAGGCGCGGGAAGAGGUCGUGGAAAGGGUAAAGGAGCAGCUGGUAAAACAAAAAUGAUGAGAUUGAAACCUGAAGAUGCUUCAAAUGGGAGUCCUCCGAAGUCUCCAGGUGGUGGAAAACGAUGUGGUAAAAAGUGUAAUGCGGCAAUGUUCGUAGGUUUAUCAACAGAACGGGUGAAGUGCUGCGACAAAGCGUUUGAUUGCUGUGCUACACCAUUUAAUACAAUGCCUAGUCAAACUCCUAGGUCAGGUCCAGUGAUAAUAAAUACCUCGGAUACUCAACCAACGCAAGGGUACAGUGGUCCCAGUUACUCGUUCAAUACUUCGUCUCAGGGAGUUACACAUUCGAAUGAGGUUUGCUUAACUCGAUGUGGUGAAUCGCAUCAUAUGCUGAGUCCCAAGAGUGGAAAAAGUGAUCCAAAUAUUAGAGUAGUGAAGUCUCAAACAACGAUAUAUUCGAAACCAGAAUAUCUUCCAGCAGUCUCACCUCGCGAUGAAGUGCAAAUGAUGACUGAUGAUAUGUAUGAGCUGCCAGCUCCCGAAAAACCACCUUCAACUGUUUCAGACUCCAGUUUGUAUAACAACCGCUACGUCACGAACUAUAUUGUGGAUCACGAGGCUCCCCCGCCGUCCCCAGCAUCUCAGUCUGGACAAGUGACACCAAUGUCAAUGACUCAAAAUUCUCCUAUGUCGAAUAAUCAAUAUUCGCCUGCACAGAAUAGCGGAGCCAAUCAAUUUUCGCCAGGACAAACUAGUGGACGUACCCCGAUGAGUUAUGGGCAGUACUCGCAGACACCGAAUGCAGGAGGAACUCCAAUGACAAAAUCAGGAGUCUCGCCUAUUGACAAUUACGAUUCCUAUCCUCAGCAGAAAAGAAGACCGCACUCGCCUGGCAUUCCAAGGACAUCAAACUAUUCAGUUGAAUCAAACCCGACAUGGGAAGUGGGACCCAUGCAACCUUCCAACAGAUUAACAGACCAGGAGCCUCAUUAUGGAUGCGCUUCAGACCAGUCAGACCACAUUGUAAGAUCUGUCAGAAGUUCAGUGAAUGAUCAGAAUAUCCCAAGAUAUCAGUGGCCAACUUACGUCUCAAAUCGUAGAAAGGAAAUUACAUUAUUGGGCGAGGAUCCUCCGCCUGAAGGUUGUGAGCAUGAGUCUCAUACUCCUAGGGAGUCGGUCCAAACCCCCUACAAGACACCGAGAACUCCGGAUCCAGCUAUGUUUCCAGACACGCCAGAUAACCCCGAGAUGAUGGGUCAGCAACAGUGGGAUUCGAUACUGCAUAAAGAAUCACAAACUUCGCCAUCUCUAAGACACGGGAGAAGUAGGAGCACUGCUUCUUUGCUCAGACGACGAUCUCCUCAACUUCGAGAGAAACUAUCUCCGAGUAUAUCAGUCGAGGAUUUAAGGACAGGAGAGAAGCAAAUACUUAUGCCUCAACGUAACCAUGAUCAUUCUCCGAAUCAUGUAUCGAAUCUGAAUGCCCGGGAUGGAAAUUUGUCUGCUGAUACUGGAGAUGAUAACUUCAUGACUGCCAGGAAAAGUUGGACAACUGAUGGUGGCAAGCCACCACCGGGUCAUCCUGCUGGUAGAGUUCCGACGCAAGGAGUCAACUCGGCGCAAAAGACAAAACAUUUAGGAAAGCAACCGGAAGCUCGUCCGUCAGUGCCCCGACUCGAUGAAAUAGCUUCUCCUCGGGCUAGUGGUGCCGACUCCUCUUUGAAGUGUGGUAUGCGGAAGAAGGUGUCCAUUGCGGCCAUGGAAGAUGGAGUGUGUCCCACUUGCAGACAGAGGAUGAAUGACUACACCUGUGACAGUUGUAGAAACAGGUUCCAGCAGACUCAACUUACCAAACUGUGUGAUACGUGCAGAUCAUCCGCUCGCGACAACAAAAAUAACAACCAGUCGGCCUCCUUCGACUCAAUGGGAGAUUCAUAUUCCUCCUUCUGUUCCAUGUGUGAUUUUGCAGAGUCCUGUUCAAUCUGCAGGGAGAAUAGAGACAGACUGCUGGCUAAUUUGCCACGUGACUACUAUCCACAGAAGGAUAACUGCAGUCCCAGAUCCAAGUCCAAUUCGAUCUCCCAAGUGAAAAGAGUGCUGAGCUAUGGAGGGGAUGCAGUGGACUAUGACUCCUCUCAGGACAUGUCUCCUAUAUCCCUCGAUGGACCCAACUUAAUGUCCAGGUUCAUGGAUAAAGUGGAGCAAGUUUUGUGGGGUGGGGAUCCCGCGGUCACUUAUUUGGCUCCCAAAUUAGAAGCACACCGGGGAAAAUUGAAACGUUACGAGAAGCCAGAAGCCGAAGCACAAAUGGAGGACAAAAGACACGCUUCUAAACCACAAGAACGAGGUGGUGAUAAUAAAGAAAGUAUCCAAGAUGAUAACGAUGAUGAAGAUGUUAAAAAUCGUAAUAUGUUAAGACCGAGUGCAAACUAUCGUAGGUCAACCACCAAAACUGAAGAUGACACAAGACCAGCGAAAAGGUCAACAGAAUCACCGAGAAAAUCGGGUUCUCAAUCUGUGCAAAGAAGGUCAACACAACAAUCUCCUCCAAGACCUUCAGCUGCUCGAUCCAAGCAACAAAGAAGAUCAACUCAGCAAUUUCAGCAGAAACGACAGUCAUCUGUAUCAAGACCGAGACAGUCUGCACAGUCGCCUCGUAGCGUCUCACGGGGCUCCGAUAUUUCCGAGAAUAGAAGUCUUUCCGGGAAUAAAAGUAGUAUUAUGAGGUCAAGUAGGUCCGGAAGCAAAGCAGUAUCUGGAAGUAAAGCCCUUUCUGGAAGUAGAGCAAUGUCUGGCAGUCAAGCAAGAUCAGCGAGUGCUCUGUCGGCGGGUAGUAAGAAUAGAAGUGUCAGCAGAAACAGAAGCCCACGAAAGUCCACAGCAACAGCGGACAAAGGAAGAACUAGUCAAAAUUCAAAAACAAGAAGCACAGUGAAUACAACGCUUCGUAACAAAAAUUGAAAUAUUUUUAGUAACGAAAGUACUAGUUUUAUACCAAAAAAAUGUGUAUCUUCAUGA
Messenger RNA from Symsagittifera roscoffensis, 9238 nucleotides. Its product is annotated as hornerin-like. Bases 71 to 9181 code for a protein of 3036 amino acids. Lineage: Eukaryota; Metazoa; Xenacoelomorpha; Acoela; Convolutidae. The record is from RefSeq and is a predicted model, not a curated record. The transcript is spliced from 6 exons.